Molecule: messenger RNA, 1413 nt
Organism: Rosa chinensis
Lineage: Eukaryota; Viridiplantae; Streptophyta; Magnoliopsida; Rosales; Rosaceae
Product: homeobox-leucine zipper protein ATHB-6
Exons: 3
Coding region: 343-1218 (291 amino acids)
Biological process (GO): positive regulation of DNA-templated transcription
Cellular component (GO): nucleus
Molecular function (GO): sequence-specific DNA binding; DNA-binding transcription factor activity, RNA polymerase II-specific
Source: RefSeq, a predicted model, not a curated record
GAGAGGGCUUGGUCAAUGAGGUAUACAAUACCUCACACUUUUUGGCUUCUUAGAAGGGCACCCAUGUUUUUGAGGAACAAAGAAAGCCAAAGCAGGAGAAAAUCUAGCAGCCUAGCCCCUCCAACCAGUGUCUUCUUUCGAAGGAAAGGCAAGAAAACCUCUAGCUGCUCCAGAAACCAUAGUCUCACAAAAGUUUCCUAUUUUGGUUAUUCUUUUUGUUUCAAAAGCUCGUGUUUGCUUAUCUCACCCAGAAAAACUUCUUUUGAACCCUCCUUGAGUUCAAAGCACAGAAAGAUUUGAACUUUGAAGUGAAUACAAUAAAGGGUCCUGCAGCUCUGAAUUAUGAAGAGGUUCAGUAGAUCAGAUUCUCUGGAUUCUCUGGGUACCUUGAUCCCUAAUUACCCACCAAAAGAGGAGGAGAAGCAUAAUAAAAAGAACAAUGGUGGUUAUAGCAAGGAAUUCCAGACAAUGUUGGAUUCUUAUGACCAAGAAGAUUGCGGUGAAGAAAUCCUAGUGAAGAAAAGGCGCUUAAGCUCACAUCAAGUCAAGGCUUUGGAGAUGAGCUUUGAGGUUGAAAACAAGCUAGAGCCAGAGAGGAAGGUGAAACUAGCUGCGGAAUUAGGCUUGGAACCAAGACAAGUAGCUAUUUGGUUCCAGAACCGCAGAGCUCGUUGGAAGACUAAGCAGUUGGAAAGAGAUUACAGUGUGCUGAAAGCUGAUUAUGAUGCCUUGAAGCACAAUUAUGAUGGCCUUGAUAGACAGAAUAAAGCUCUAGCCGAUCAGCUAAAAGAUCUAAAAGCAAAGCUGUGUAGAGAUAAUACAGAAAGCGGUCAGUCUGUUAAAGAAGAAUCACCAAUUUCAGUGUACAAGAGCAGUGUAGUGGAGCAAAGUAGAGACCAGGAUUUGAGUGACAAUGGUGACAAUGCAGGGCUGGAUUUGUACAAGAAUUUGAAAUCCAAAGAUGGGUCAUCAGAUAGUGAUUCAAAUGGAGCUAUGAAGGAAGAGAGCAAUGGCAAUGAGUCUUCUCUGGGGUACAAUGGUCAUUCAUUGUCUUCGAAUUCGAUGAUGAACUGGUUUCAGGUAUCAGAUUCUAGGUCAGGUAAUAAAGGGUAUCAUCAUCAAGCUCAGUUUGGGAGGAUGGAGGAGCAGAGUUUGUUUAGCACAGAGGAGUCCUGCAAUUUCUUUUCAGUUGAUCAAGCUCCUAGUCUUCACUGGUAGGAAGUAAAAACUAGUUUGGAUGGUUUAAUAAGAUUGGUCAUAAUUUUGUAACUUAGAAGUCCAGUUGAAGCUUUACGGCCAGAACAUGUUGUAGAAAUCACAGAAUUAAACUUUUAGUUCAACUGCUAAGAAGAGCUAAAAGUUUCUCUUUGGAGUCUGCAUCUGUGUUACUAUAAAACAAGUCGCUACAAACUA